This is a messenger RNA of Entamoeba invadens IP1, 1095 nucleotides long. RefSeq lists its product as hypothetical. The record is from RefSeq and is a predicted model, not a curated record. The transcript has a single exon. Bases 1 to 1095 code for a protein of 364 amino acids. NCBI's taxonomy places the organism in Eukaryota, Evosea, Mastigamoebida, Endamoebidae.
AUGUCUCAACACACACAAAAACUUAACAACACUACCAGUACCAAAAACACAAAAGCAAAAAGAAAUUCAACCAAUUUUACUAUUCUUUAUAUCCACUCAUGUGUCAAUUAUUUGGUUUCUCAAUGUGGUUACACCUUUGUUUUUCUCAAUGAAAAGAGAAAAGCUGAAAAGAUGUAUAGCAGAUAUGAUAUAUCUUUAAUUUUAAAUGAUAAAAAAGAUGUGGAAUUUGAUGCAUCUCGAAGUUAUACAAUAACAAACAAACAUCUGGUGUUUGAUGCCAAUGGAAAGCCACAAGAGUGUCCAAAAGGAUGUACGAUAAAUCGGAAUGAACAACUAAUAAUACUUUUACAUUAUUUUAACAACAAAGUGAUGAAUAUAUUUGGUAAAGAACAUUUCAAAGUCAACUCCACUAAAAAAUCUGAAAUUGAAAAUAAAUUAUCAAGUGAAAAAUUGGACAAACUACCCCAUUAUGAUAAAUUAAAUCAUAAUUACAUAUUGGAAGAAAAAGAAAUUGUUGAAAUGUCAGAUGGAUUUGUCGGUCAUUCUAUUGUUGAAUCUGGUUUUUACAAUUUUCAAAAGACACACAAAAAGAAUGGCAAACUGAUUGCUCUUGUAAUUGGUAACAUUAACAAUGAUGAAAUAACUAAGAAAUUUUGUGUUGUAAAUAAUAUUAGUUUUGUGGAUUAUUAUCAAACUCUUACCGAACAAAUAAACAACAAAUCAGACACAACAAUUGUUGAAGAUAAAAUUGUUUAUGUGGAAGAACAAACAACACCAACAGAAAGCCACAAUGAAUCAAUCAACGAGUCAAAUGAAAAUGAUCUGAUUGAAAAGACAAAAGAAAUUGAAAUUGAAAUGACUUGUAAUGAAACAGACGAAUCUUUAAAUCCAACUUUUGUUUAUGAAAACCCGCCUAUAUGCCCAAUACCAACUUCAUAUGUUGAGAGUGGUUACAUUUGGUUGCCAAUGUAUCCUGUUAUUUGUGGUCCAAUGUAUAUCAUACCUCAACAACAAACACAAUUAAAUGAAAGUUGUGAAGGUCAACAAAUGGAGUUUGAAAAUGUCAACAAUGAAAGAUUAAUAAAUGAUGUUUAA